Molecule: messenger RNA, 1227 nt
Organism: Scylla paramamosain (green mud crab)
Lineage: Eukaryota; Metazoa; Arthropoda; Malacostraca; Decapoda; Portunidae
Gene: Manf
Product: mesencephalic astrocyte-derived neurotrophic factor homolog
Exons: 5
Coding region: 251-766 (171 amino acids)
Biological process (GO): neuron projection development; dopaminergic neuron differentiation
Cellular component (GO): endoplasmic reticulum
Source: RefSeq, a predicted model, not a curated record
CCCUAGGUCGAGAGCGGCAUGGUGGCGGACCAAUCAGGAGGCGCCAACUGUGUUUACGUGUGAGUCGUGGCGGCCGUGAGCACACACCACCUCGUCCCCGCCACACUAACCCCUGCUGCUCUUCACAUCGCCAGGCUGCCUCACACUACGCCCCAGCCUCACACACGUCAUCCCACAAGCAGGAGUCCUCAAAAGCAUCCUCGUGUGUCUUGUUACGUAAUUGGCCGCCACCCGCCACGAGACAGUCAAGAUGAAUUUAAUGAACGUAGCAGCAGUGUUGGUCCUUGCCACCAUAUACACCACAACAGCCCUCAAGUUGGAAGAUUGUGAGGUGUGCAUCACAUUCAUGACCAAGUUUUCGGAACAGCUCACAUCAGAUGAAAAGAGGGACACUCAAACCAUUGAAAGAAAAUUUAAGGAAACUUGUGCAGAAGCAAAAGGCAAAGAGAACCGCUUCUGUUAUUACAUAGGUGGUCUGGUGGAGUCUGCCACAGGCAUUCUUGGGGAGAUGUCUAAGCCUCUUUCGUGGGGCAUGCCCAUGGACAAAGUGUGUGAAAAGCUGAAGAAGAAGGAUGCACAAAUCUGUGAUCUCAGAUAUGAAAAGCAGAUUGACCUCAACAAUGUGGACUUGAAGAAGUUAAAGGUGCGUGACCUCAAGAAGAUUCUGAAUGACUGGGAUGAAUCAUGUAAUGACUGUCUAGAGAAGGGUGACUACAUCAAGAGAAUCGAGAUGCUAAAACCUAAAUAUAUGAGAGGGGAACUGUAAAAAGAUAGGACUCUAGGAUAUUGACUGUGGGUGGUUAUUUAUUUUGGGUGCAUCAUUAUGUUUACCAGUACUGACCCCUGAACUGUAUUAGAAUUUCCUGCAUCAUUGGUUCACAUGUAGCAAUGCCAGACAUUGCUAAAUGGUUCUAUAUUAUAUACUGAUAUCCAUCCAUUUAAAGGCAUUGAAUCUUGUUCUUAUUCCUGCGUGGUGUUAUUUGUCAUUUUGGGUAUGUUCAUUUACCUUAUUUGGACAAAGUUUUAGGCUUUAUUUUCUAACUACCUAAUCGUUCAUUUGAUGUUUGUGUGAGAUUUAUACUUGUGUAUUUAUUGUCAUGCAUUUGUUACAUUACAUACUUAAAUAUUGCAAAGCAAUCCCCUCCUGUUAUUUUUGACAUUUACACGCUCAAAGUGGAGAAAACAAGAUUUGAAUUUUAUAAGUGUUAAUAAACUGUUUUGUAUGAA